Brassica oleracea var. oleracea is the source of this 1598-nucleotide messenger RNA. RefSeq names its product guanine nucleotide-binding protein subunit beta. The record is from RefSeq and is a predicted model, not a curated record. The transcript has 6 exons. Gene Ontology annotation, cellular component: heterotrimeric G-protein complex; cytoplasm. Gene Ontology annotation, molecular function: signaling receptor complex adaptor activity; protein binding. The coding region runs from base 258 to 1391 and encodes 377 amino acids. Gene Ontology annotation, biological process: G protein-coupled receptor signaling pathway. Lineage: Eukaryota; Viridiplantae; Streptophyta; Magnoliopsida; Brassicales; Brassicaceae.
CUCUCUUUCUAUCUCUCAGGUCAGAGCCAUCAACAAACAAACACCAACAACAACAAACAACGAAGCGUGUCUUGACUGCUUCAUCUCUCUUCUCCUUCCUCUUCUCCUUUCCCACGUAAUUCCCCUAAAAUCAACUCUCUCUAAGGUUUCAAUCAACCAUGAACCUUCUCCCUCUCUUCUAGACCUCUCCACCCUCUCUCUCUCUCUCUAAUUCCCUUUGAUCGGCCGACGGAGAAAGCCAAGUCCGAAACUCUAUAAUGUCUGUCUCCGAGCUCAAAGAACGCCACGCCGCCGCUACAGAGACCGUCAACAACCUCCGCGAUAGGCUUCGACAGAGACGCCUCCAGCUCCUCGACACCGAUGUGGCUAAGUACUCGGCGGCGCAAGGUCGCUCUCCGGUGAAAUUCGGAGCCACGGAUCUGGUUUGUUGCCGUACUCUUCAGGGACACACCGGGAAGGUUUAUUCGUUGGAUUGGACGCCGGAGAGGAACCGGAUUGUCAGUGCAUCUCAAGAUGGGAGGUUAAUAGUGUGGAAUGCUCUAACGAGUCAGAAGACUCACGCUAUUAAACUCCCUUGUGCAUGGGUUAUGACUUGUGCUUUCUCUCCCAAUGGCCAGACGGUUGCGUGUGGUGGGUUAGACAGUGUGUGUUCUAUCUUCAGUCUUAGCUCGACUGCGGAUAAGGAUGGGACUGUACCGGUUUCGAGGAUGCUUAGUGGCCACAGGGGGUAUGUUUCUUGCUGUCAGUAUGUCCCAAAUGAGGAUGCUCGUCUGAUCACAAGUUCAGGUGAUCAAACGUGUGUCUUAUGGGACGUAACUACUGGGCUCAAAACUUCUGUUUUUGGUGGCGAGUUUCAGUCUGGACAUACUGCUGAUGUACUAAGUGUCUCAAUCAGUGGAUCAAACCCAAACUGGUUCAUAUCUGGUUCAUGCGACACCACUGCACGCUUGUGGGACACUCGCGCUGCGAGCCGAGCGGUUCGAACGUUUCAUGGGCACGAGGGAGAUGUUAAUACUGUCAAGUUCUUUCCGGAUGGGAAUAGAUUUGGGACUGGAUCAGAAGAUGGAACAUGCAGGUUGUAUGACAUUAGGACCGGUCAUCAACUCCAGGUGUAUCAGCCACAUGGUGAUGGUGAGAACGUACCUGUGACCUCCAUUGCGUUCUCUGCCUCGGGGAGACUUCUUUUCGCUGGAUACGCGAACAACAACGCCUGCUACGUUUGGGAUACGCUUUUGGGAGAGAUUGUAUUGGAUUUGGGGGAACUGCAGGAUUCGCACAAGAAUCGGAUAAGCUGUUUGGGGGUGUCAGCAGACGGAAGUGCCUUGUGUACAGGAAGCUGGGAUUCAAAUCUAAAGAUAUGGGCGUUUGGAGGGCACAGGAGAGUGAUAUGAAGAAGAGAAAAGAAACAUAGGAGUCGUGUCUGAGCUGUAUCUCCAGUUCUUGUGGUUUUGGUUAAUAUAAUCUGUACUCUUUGUUUGUAAUCUGUGUGAAAAAAUGGGGAUGGGGAAGGUGUGUGUUACUUUUGAAUAGUGGAAUAGAGGAUCAAAACUUCCCUUGUUGACUAGUGUGCUUUUGAUUUAUUUAUUCUUCAUUUGCCU